CACAAAUGAGAAGCAAGGAACCAAACAUUCACUGAUGUGGCCCUCCGACUGAGAAGGAGAAAGACAUUCCCCACAGUAUCCUGUUACAUCAUAGCCUAGGAAAAUUGCUGAAGUGUAGACUGCUGCCUUGAUUUUGUAAAUCUGCAGUAAAGGUGGCAAUGUCGAGAGUUCCCACCCCUCCACCACCUGGAGAGAUGUCCAGUGGACCUGUAGCUGAAAGCUGGUGUUACACACAGGUUAAAGUAGUAAAAUUUUCCUACAUGUGGACCAUUAAUAACUUCAGUUUUUGCCGAGAAGAAAUGGGUGAAGUUUUAAAGAGUUCUACAUUUUCAUCAGGGCCAAAUGACAAAAUGAAGUGGUGCCUGAGAGUAAACCCAAAGGGUUUAGAUGAUGAAAGCAAAGACUACCUGUCAUUAUAUUUGCUUUUAGUCAGUUGUCCAAAAAGUGAAGUCAGAGCAAAAUUCAAAUUUUCCCUUCUGAAUGCUAAACGAGAAGAAACAAAAGCAAUGGAAAGCCAAAGAGCAUAUCGAUUUGUGCAAGGCAAGGAUUGGGGUUUUAAAAAGUUUAUCAGAAGAGAUUUUUUACUUGAUGAAGCUAAUGGUUUGUUACCAGAUGACAAGCUUACAUUAUUUUGUGAGGUAAGUGUGGUCCAAGAUUCAGUAAAUAUAUCAGGACAGUCCAACACAAACACUUUGAAGGUACCUGAAUGUCGACUAGCAGAAGAUUUAGGGAAUCUCUGGGAAACCACAAGAUUUACAGAUUGCAGUUUUUAUGUAGGAGGACAAGAAUUCAAAGCUCAUAAGUCUGUCCUUGCAGCUCGUUCACCAGUUUUUAAUGCAAUGUUUGAACAUGAAAUGGAGGAAAGCAAAAAGAAUCGUGUAGAAAUAAAUGAUGUGGACCCUGAGGUUUUUAAAGAAAUGAUGAGAUUCAUUUACACAGGGAAAGCACCAAACCUUGACAAAAUGGCUGACAACUUGUUGGCAGCUGCAGACAAAUAUGCACUGGAACGGCUGAAGGUCAUGUGUGAGGAGGCACUCUGUAGUAACCUCUCAGUUGAAAACGUUGCUGACAUUCUUAUCCUCGCAGAUUUGCACAGCGCAGAACAGUUGAAAGCACAAGCAAUAGAUUUUAUUAACAGGUGCAGUGUUCUUAGACAACUUGGGUGUAAAGAUGGGAAAAACUGGAAUAGCAACCAAGCAACAGACAUAAUGGAAACAGCAGGCUGGAAGUCAAUGAUCCACUCUCAUCCUCACUUGGUAGCAGAGGCCUUUCGAGCAUUAGCGUCUGCACAGUGUCCACAGUUUGGCAUUCCACGCAAACGGCUAAAGCAGUCAUGAAAUCUUCCACGAACUUUAGAGAAACUGAAAUGACUCUACUCUUCCUUGUCCAGAGGUGUUUUCACAAACCAUACAAGAAUUUUUGUUAUCCUUGUCCACAGAACAGAAGCUGAAAAAGCCUAUUGUUUGCUUUUCAGUUGGAUAAUUUAUGGUUUAAUCCUCAGCUUUAAAUUAGACUGAUUACUCUCUAGUUCACUGAAAGGCCUUAAAUUAUCUUCAAUGACUCUAGUCCAUGUAGUCUAAUGUAUCUUGAUUUUUUUUUUAUUGUGCCUUGUCUUUUUGACUAGGCUAUGCAGGAUUGCACUAGCUCCAUAAUGCAGUAAAGUUCAUAACUGAAGAUUAACUUUUGAAAGGGAUCUUCCAUUUUUUUAUUUUUUUUUAAAGAAUGAAGAUUAUAGUUUGGUUCUGUGCUAACUGGAAGGUUUCAACUAGACUCUCAUUUAAAAGCACUUGAGCUAAGGGCACAUAAUGAGCCCUUAGUUCAAGUACAAAGCAUAGGAAGAACCAGUUUACUUUCAGAGGAUGCCAACAGGCUGUUAAUGGCAAUAUACUGCUUUGAACGUAAUUUAUUUUUCAUUGUGGGGGCAAAUAUGCAAUGGUUUGGCCCAAAAAUGUAUUUUCAAUAUAGUUUGUAAUGCCUAUUGUGUGUAUGUCAAAGCUGUCCAACAAACGUUAAAAAAAGAAACACAUAAUAAAUCUUUUGCCUGUGUUUCUUUAUGGUCCAUCACUAGUUUACAUUUAAUGGAAAAUAAGGUAAGAGGUAAAGGUUUUGCUGUGAAGAGAGAAUGGUAUUGUAUUUGAAGAAAAAUUAUUUAUAUCUCACGUGUUAUGGUACAUAGAAAAGUAAAGGAUGCAUAGAAUGACCAAAUGUAAAUUUAAGAAAUGGGCCAAAUGGAUUCUGAAUAUGCACUUUUAAUGCGUAACUUUUGUAUGUUGUGUGGUACAUAUAUAUUUUGCUUUUGAUGAAUUAAUGAGGUACAGGUAAUUGUGGCGUAACUUUUUAAAUACAUUUUAAGAUGCCCACAGCCACAUGGGAUUUAGUUUUGUUAUUAUGAACAAGAAAAGCAUGUCUUUGAAGACUUAAUUGAACCUGAAUAUUGUAAGCUCUCGUUCUAUAUUGUUGAGUAUUUUCACAUUUUUGAGAAAGGCAUGUGAAUGACAAACAAAACUUUGGAAGAGGAUCUGUUCUCCACUUAACAUGUGUGCACAAUUUCCAUUCACAUUAGUGGUAGUAACAUCGAGGAGGAGGAAUAGAUCCCUGAAAUGUCAGAUAGUAUUUGCAAGUACAAGCUUGCUUUUUCUAGCAUUUCAGUUAUUGUACUAGUAUUGUGGAUGGUAUUGAAAUUCUGCAUAAUGUGAAAGGAUGAAACAUUUGUAAACUGCUUAUCAUGGGCCAGUUCUUUAUUAUAUGAACCUUAGCUUUAAUAUCAACGUUUUCAGUGUUUGAUAGCUUUGUUUACAAUGUGGGAGAGGGAGAGGCUGCAGGUAAUGCACAUUCUAAAUGUUUUCUGAGUUAUAACAUUGAAUUUGCUAUAAGGGUGAUAAUAUGCUAUAUUUGUUGUUUGUCAAGAUUUUCAUUUAACAGUGGGAUAUGGGAAGAAAUCUCAUUGAAUUUAUAAACAUACUAUUAAGAUAAAACACUUCAGUUUGCCUUUAAACUUACAUGAAAAAUGAAAUUUUAAGAUUUACCUUCUGAAAAGGUAAAUCUCCUCCCUAAUUUAUUUACGAUUUCUCAGAAUUAAUCCCAGUGAAGUUUUAGGAGGGUAAAGUAUAUAUGCUUUUAUAUUUUGUUACCAAGUAAACCUUUAGCAAAUAAGUGCCCAGUCCAGUUUUUAAAAAAUAAACCUCUGAAUGCUUGUAUACACUGUAUUUGAACUAAAUCUUUGUGGCUUAAAUAUAAAAUAAGAAGCAUUCUUAGACAAGUGUCUAAAUGCUACAGGCCACACACCACUAGACUCUAUGAAGUAAUUUAACCUUUAUCACAUUGUUCUUUAAAUAUUUAUCUAAAUUAAGAUUUUGGCAUUUAAGCAUUCUUCAUGUUAGGGUUUAGUAGGAUACCUGCUCCCUCCAAAAUAGUGACGUUUUUGCUGCAGUGUGUAACAAAUUAGAAUGAAUAUAUUCAAACUCAUCAUGAACAAGCUCACUGUUGAAACUUGCAGCUCUAAUAUACAAAGUGACUUGAAUAUUUAAUACCAUAAUUAUGAUUGUCCAGUUCAGCCUGUUCUAAAUUACAAAAUACAGUAAUCUAAUGUGAAGCUUAAGGAUUUUGUUCUGAUGAUUUAAAAAAAAAAAAAAAAAAAGCUUAAUAGCACACUUUG
This is a messenger RNA of Pelodiscus sinensis (Chinese soft-shelled turtle), 3655 nucleotides long. The record is from RefSeq and is a predicted model, not a curated record. NCBI's taxonomy places the organism in Eukaryota, Metazoa, Chordata, Testudines, Trionychidae.